Molecule: messenger RNA, 1415 nt
Organism: Trematomus bernacchii (emerald rockcod)
Lineage: Eukaryota; Metazoa; Chordata; Actinopteri; Perciformes; Nototheniidae
Exons: 2
Coding region: 600-1415 (271 amino acids)
Source: RefSeq, a predicted model, not a curated record
GCAUUAUCCGCAGUUAAUCUGUGAGUUCGGGCCAUUGGUUGCGCUAUGGACCAUGCGUUUUGAAGCAAAGCACAGCUAUUUCAAAAGAGUUGUGCGGCAUUCCACCUGCUUCAGAAAUGUGCUACUGUCAUUAGCUGAACGACAUCAGUUUCUCAUGGCACAUCACCUUUACCUGUCCAGCUUGCCUGAAUCCCCCCUGGAGGUAGCAAGUGUUUCAACUCUUCCCAUUGACCUUUUGAAAGAGGACAUUGCAUUUGAUAUUAAGCAGAGGCACCCAGACUUAGAUGCUGUGUGCUUGGUCAAAAAUGCAUCUUACAGUCGCAUAAAUUACAGGAUUGGGAUGAUCCUGGCACAUGGCUCUUUGGCAGGGCUGCCGGAAUUCACGGAAACAAUCCAGAUGAUUGUUAUCAAGAAUAAGCUGCUUUUCAUCGUCAGAAAGCUGAGUGCAUGGUAUAGGGAACAUUACAGAGCCUAUGAACUGAAACCGUGUCCUACAAAGAAGGUGGAACUUCUUGACUCAAAUGAACUGACUGAUCCAUACCCAUUGGCUGACUAUACAGUUGGGGGAAUGCGGCUGAUAACUCUUAAAAGAUACAUUCAUGUAUAAGAGCGCCAUGGCUGAUAUUGAACCACCUGUUCGAUUGCUGAUCAUCUUAAACGACGACAACAGCGUAAGACUGGAGCUUCGAAAUGGGAUUCCCAACUCAAUAGAAGAGCUCAUUGAGGAGGUCAAGAAUUCAUGUGGAUUAGAAGGUUACAUAAGGCUACAGUACAAAGACACUGAUUUUGGGAACACAUUUGUUAAUCUUACAUCGACACAUGCGAUAAAAGAUUUAACAGUGAUCAAAGUUGUCGAAUUAGACCCCGAUUCUACAACUGUGGUCUUGUACCCAGUUGAGAUACCAUUAAAUAGUACCCCUACAAGUGGACUGUACAGUGAAGACUCCUCCUCUGGAUCUGUGAAUACAGAUGACACAGUACUACUUAGCAGCUCUUCCUCGGAAUCAUUAAGAACACAGCAGUGGCCUAAAGUGUUUCCAAUCCCGGUCUUCUCCUAUGACACAGAAUGUCAAUUACAGAGAGGAAAUGCAGAGUACACAAAGAACCAAUCUAGACUGACACUAAGCUCAAAAAUGCUUUCAGACAUACUCGAGAAACUGGCUGAUAAAGUCUACACAUACAAAGCAUACCCUACAGAUGCUGACUUUAGCGAUGUUGCUGAGGCAUUGACAAGCAAGCAUACCUGCCUAAAGGAACCAGGGUCUUUCAAUGAGAGCUAUGGAUGGAAACAAAGGAUGAAGGUAAAAAUGGCCAACUACCGGACUCUACUCAGAGCACAUGGAACAUCUGCAGAGCUCGCUGUGAACUCGUUGAAGACCAAGUCUCAAGAAGAGUCCUACCCUGCGAAGAAUUGA